Molecule: messenger RNA, 2055 nt
Organism: Lolium rigidum
Lineage: Eukaryota; Viridiplantae; Streptophyta; Magnoliopsida; Poales; Poaceae
Product: probable L-type lectin-domain containing receptor kinase S.5
Exons: 1
Coding region: 1-2055 (684 amino acids)
Biological process (GO): protein phosphorylation
Cellular component (GO): plasma membrane
Molecular function (GO): protein kinase activity; ATP binding; carbohydrate binding
Source: RefSeq, a predicted model, not a curated record
AUGACAGUGCUUAAUACCAACCACAUAUUGACCUUUUCCUGUAUAGUUUCUGCAGCUGUUGUCAUCCUAGGCAGAACCUGCAGUUGCCUGCAGUUCACUUACCCCAACUUCAACACAAGCCAAAAGGAUGAUUUCAGCUUCAGCCCAGGCUCAUCAAUCACAAAUGGCUCCCUUUAUAUCACCCCGAAUACCGGAAACAUUAGCCACCGGUCUGGGAGAGUGGUCUAUGCAAGGGAAACCCUCAAGCUAUGGAACAGCAAGCGGACGUCACUCACGUCGUUCAGGACAGAGUUCGUGCUGAACAUCCUCCCACAGAAUGGAAGUGCUGGAGAAGGUAUGGCCUUCAUUCUCACAAAUAAUCCAUCUUUGCCCAGCAACAGCAGUGGCCAGUGGCUGGGUAUGUUCAAUAACCAGACAGAUGGCGCCUUUGAAAACCGAGUAGUAGCUGUGGAAUUCGACACCAGGAAGAGCUACAAGGAUGACCUUGACGGCAACCAUGUCGGAAUUGACAUCGACAGCAUCAAAUCUGUCGAUCAGAGCCCACUCAGUAAUCAGUCCAUCACCCUCUCAAGUGGGUCUGAUAUAUGGGUCGGGAUCAAAUACGAUGGUACAACACUAUUGUUUGAAGUAACUCUAAUCCAGUAUAGCACAAGUGGGCAGCAGCAUGUAUCUGGAGUAAGUCGGCUCAUUGACCUAUCACUAGGUCUACUGGACGACAUACAUCUAGUAUUUGCAGGUUCCACGGGCGACUUCACCCAACUGAACCAGAUAAAGUCAUGGAACUUCACCACAAUAGACAAUGUUGGAAGAGGACAUGGGAGAAAGGUGCUUUUGGCUCUUAUUGUCUUGACUAUAUUUUCCCUCUGUUUGUUCGCUGUGCUCUUCAUGUGGAGAAGGCUAACGCGGCAGAGAAGGCUUGCGUACCGCAACCUGGAGAAAAUGAUCGACGUGCAUGGUCCAGUCAAAUUUAAGCUCAAGGAGCUCAGGCGUGCUACUGCCAACUUCAGUACAACCCGUAAGCUUGGCAGAGGUGGCUUUGGCACCGUUUACCUUGGCUACAUCAGUAGGAUGAACUUGGAGGUGGCCGUGAAGCGGGUGUCAACGAACAAUGCCAAGUCCGACCGAGGAGAGCAGGAAUUCGUUGCGGAGGUGAACACGAUCAGCAAGCUCUCGCACCGGAACCUUGUCAAGCUAAUUGGCUGGUGCCACGAGGAGGCCGAGCUGCUCCUCAUCUACGAGUACUUUCCCAUGGGCAGCCUGGACAAGCUCUUGUAUGCCAGUGCCAGAGUGAGCAACUUGUCAUCGGAUACGAGUGUUCUGGAGCUCACAUGGGAACGACGGUACAGGAUAAUAUGUGGUGUGGCAUCGGCGCUGGACUACCUGCACCAUGGGAGCAGCAAGAGGAUCCUGCACAGGGAUGUCAAGGCCAGCAAUGUCAUGCUUGAUGAGGACUACAACGCACGGCUGGGCGACUUUGGCCUCGCCCGUGUCAUCCAGCACGACGGUGUCACGCACCACUCCACGCAGGCGGUGGCUGGCACUCGCGGCUACAUGGCCUAUGAGAGCUUCUUCACCGGCCGUGCCAGCCUCGACACGGAUGUGUACGCUUUUGGAGUCUUCGUCAUGGAGGUGGUCAGUGGAAGGAGCCCGAGCAGCUCCGUGUCCUACCGCAAUCAGGAUGAGGCUGUACGCAGGACGCGGGAGGCUAUGUAUAUUGUGGAUUGGAUCUGGAGGCAUUACGGCGAGGGCAAAGUCUUGGCGGCUGCUGACACGGUGCUUGGUGGAGUGUAUGAUGAGGCGCAGGUGGAUUGCGCGGUAAGGUUGGCUGUGGCGUGCUGCCACCCGAACCCGAGGGAGAGGCCUUCUAUGAGGACGGUGGUGCAGGUUUUGAUGGGUGGAACGCCACCGCCGGAACCCCCGUAUGUGAAGCCUGCCUUUGUCUGGCCUCCGUCUGGCAGUCAGCCGGAGAUCGAGCUGCCUCACGUUGGUUUGCUCUUCACCGGAGGGCAGACCAGUUUCUGCUCCAUGACCUCCACUUCACUCACAGGUAGGUGA